CCGUGACGCUGUUGGCGUGUUGGUGGUUGGCGGCGUGGCGCUGUCGUCGCGCGGUGCGCUGUACGUGGACGGGCUGUCGGUGCAGACGGCGCUGGGGCUGUGUGUGUCGGUGGAGGGCGGUGUCGCGGCCAGCGGCGGCUCCGUGGUGGCGUUUGUUGACAGCGACUUCCUGCUGUGCAAGCACGCGGUGUCUGUGCGUGGGGCUGUGAGCGUGUCGGGCUCCGCCGUGGCGCUUGUGCGGAGCGAAUUUUCGUCGACGGGGGACUACGCGGUGGCGCUUUAUUCGACGGUGAGUCUGGCCGGCGGGUCGAUGCUGCUGGCGAAGGGCAACGUGCACGACGGCGUCUCGAGGGAGAUGCUCCACGCCGCUGGCGCUGUGACCGCUGCUGGGAGCACGCUGAGCUUUGUGCGCAACCGAGCGCUGCUGCCGCGGAUGCUGUCGCUGAGCCUGUCGCUCUCGGCUGGGGCACAUGUGAGGGUGGCGUGCAACGACGCUGGUGGACGUGUCCUGUCGACGGCGGAGGAGUACGCAGCGGCUGUUUUUGGCGACGCUGGGAGCAUCGACGUUGCUGGGUGCGACGGCUGCGACAGGGACACGCACUGCUACGCGCCCGGGACGGCGUCGGCGACCAUGAGGAACGGUGUGUGCGUGUGCGUGUGCGGCAGCGGCGGGUACGGCGAGGCGUGCGUGCCUGUGGGUGCUCCUGCACUGCCGCCCUCUGUGGGCACCGCGUCGAGUGUGUUUUUCCGCGAGGGCGUGACGGUGCAGUCGGUGUUCGUUGUGCCUGCCGGCGCGAGCGAGGUGACGCUGCGCCACGUUGUGCUGGACGGCGCGAGUCCUGUGCUCUACGUGCCGUGGAUGGCGCGAGACGGCGUGCGAAUCGUUGUGCAGAACGUGUCGCUGCUGAACGGAGCUGUGCUGUACGUGAUGGGCAGUGGAGCAUUGCGCGGUGCAAGGACGGCGGAGAGCAACGAGGGCGGGCCGGUGGAGCUGUCCGUGUGCGAUGUGGAGGCGCUGAACGGUGCGCUUGUUCUGACCGGCACUUUUCCCGCGGGGUCCGUGCUGACGGUGACGGACUCCCUGCUUGUUUCCGCGAGGCCGACGCCGCUUGUGUAUCUUUCCGGCUCGCAGUCGUCGCCGUACGCACCGGUGCUUGUGCUUUCUGGCCUGCGUCUCGUGCGGUCCGUGCUGAUUGUGUCCGGCAUUGCCCUCGUGACGGUGAUGACUGGUGGGCGGACGGUGGUGGUGGACGGCGCGGUGCUGGAGCUUGUCGGUGGCGGUGUCGCGCUGGACGCGGCUGUGCUCGGCGGCGAAUAUGCGUUGUACGCGAGUGCGCGCGUGGUUGCGUCGGGGGGCGCUGUGCUGCGCGUGUCGGGGAGCCAGGUGUACGCCGCGCAUGGGUUGGUGUUUGGCAGCGGUGUGGAGGCCAACGCGUUCGCCGUCGUAGUGAACGACAACGUCGGUGCGCUGACCGAUGGCGCGCUGCUGGUGCUGCGGGGGUUGGCGUCGUUUGUGUUCGGGUCGUGGCUGUCGGUGCGCGGCAACAGCAUCAGCGGCAGGCUUCUGUCGGUGCCGUCGUACCCGCGCAGUGCGGAUCUUGUGCAGAGCACGCUGACGCUAUACGGGAACGCCGGCAGCGGGACUGUCGUGAUGGACGGCACCGUAGCGCUCGGGGGCGCCGGCCGAAGGUUCGUCGUGGGGUGCCUGACGCUCAACGGGCAGGCGCUGCGGCCGAUGGACUACAGGUCCGCCGGCAUCAUCGGGGAAUUCCGUCCCGUGGCGUGUGGCGUGUGCGACGCCGACGUGCGCUGCUUUGCAGCUGCGACGAGGACGAUGUCGGGGUCGUGCCGCUGCCGCUGUGCUGAGGGCGGGUACGGGCG
Molecule: messenger RNA, 1881 nt
Organism: Trypanosoma cruzi
Lineage: Eukaryota; Euglenozoa; Kinetoplastea; Trypanosomatida; Trypanosomatidae
Product: dispersed gene family protein 1 (DGF-1), putative
Exons: 1
Source: RefSeq, a predicted model, not a curated record